Molecule: messenger RNA, 708 nt
Organism: Ochotona curzoniae (black-lipped pika)
Lineage: Eukaryota; Metazoa; Chordata; Mammalia; Lagomorpha; Ochotonidae
Gene: TOMM5
Product: translocase of outer mitochondrial membrane 5
Exons: 2
Coding region: 121-276 (51 amino acids)
Cellular component (GO): mitochondrial outer membrane translocase complex
Source: RefSeq, a predicted model, not a curated record
CCAGGAAGUAGGGGAGGGCCGAGUUCCGGGUGCGAGGCCCACGGCUGAGGUGGUUGUUGGAGAGCCGAAGCAGAGGUCGCUGCGCCGCUGCUACCGCUGCGAAAGGGACCGGGAGCCGCGAUGUUCCGAAUCGAGGGCCUCGCGCCGAAGCUGGACCCGGAGGAGAUGAAGCGCAAGAUGCGCGAGGAUGUCCUCUCCUCCAUACGCAACUUCCUCAUUUACGUGGCCCUGCUGCGAGUCACUCCUUUUAUCUUAAAGAAGUUGGACAGCAUAUGAGGAUGGAGCGUCGCACUCAGCUGCAUGGGAUGAACCUGGAUGCAGUUUCUACUCCUCCGCAAGUGAAUAGGCCUGGAAAAGUGCAUGAGGCUCUGACUGAAGGAACAUACAAACUCGACUUGUUGAAAACAAGCAUAGCCCUGGUAACUGACCUUCACAGCUAAACUGUAAAACUCUAGGAAUAAUGAAGAGACUGUGGUCCUGGUGUUCCCUUCUGCCUGUGAUUGACGGCCUCCACGAAUAUUGGUGUAACAAAUUGCCCAAUCCUAUUUUUAGCAAGUAUUAAUUAUAAGGAAAUAAUGUGUGAAAUAGCUCUUGUCAAUCGUUUCUGCUUCCCUUGGUAAUUUUGUCUCCAGUGUGUUACAUUGUAUAGAUGUCAGCCACAGUGACAUUUAAGCACAGGACCCAUUAGUCUAUAUUUUUUAAUAAAUG